Messenger RNA from Penaeus monodon (black tiger shrimp), 483 nucleotides. RefSeq names its product histone acetyltransferase KAT7-like. Lineage: Eukaryota; Metazoa; Arthropoda; Malacostraca; Decapoda; Penaeidae. Gene Ontology annotation, biological process: regulation of DNA-templated transcription. The record is from RefSeq and is a predicted model, not a curated record. Gene Ontology annotation, molecular function: histone acetyltransferase activity.
GAGAAGAACAGUUUUCUGAGUUACAACGUGUCUUGCAUCAUGACGCUACCGCCGUACCAACGCCAGGGCUACGGCAGACUCCUCAUUGACUUCAGUUACCUCCUGACGAAGAACGAGGGCAAGAUCGGGUCUCCCGAGAAGCCCCUGAGCGACCUGGGUCUCAUCUCGUACCGCUCCUACUGGAAGGACCUCCUGCUCAGCUACCUGGCCACCUACACGGAGAAGAAUGUCUAUAUCAAGGACAUGAGCACGGAGAUGGCCGUGAGCUCGUACGACAUCGUGAGCACGUUCCAGGCCAUGGGCAUGAUGAAGUAUUGGAAGGGGAAGCACAUCUUGCUCAGGAGACAGGACCUUCUGGAGGAGUUCCUGGAGCGGCAGAAGCGGCGUCGCGCGGACUACAAGGAGAUCGACCCCAAGUGCCUGAACUGGCGGCCGUACGUGCCUCCGCCGCCCUCCGAGGACCAGGCCAGCUCCAACAAGAAC